Messenger RNA from Caenorhabditis remanei, 972 nucleotides. RefSeq lists its product as uncharacterized. Gene Ontology annotation, molecular function: protein binding. Lineage: Eukaryota; Metazoa; Nematoda; Chromadorea; Rhabditida; Rhabditidae. The record is from RefSeq and is a predicted model, not a curated record. The coding region runs from base 1 to 972 and encodes 323 amino acids. The transcript is spliced from 2 exons.
AUGACGACUCCGUUCCCCCUCUUACGCCUCCCAAGGCUUGCCCUUAUUCCAGUUUUCACACAAAUGGAGUCAAUAGAUGUAAUCGCAUUCUCCCUUCUUUCCAAAAGAACUUACAAUCUCUCAAAACACCUCUGCAAAACAAUAUCUUCCCACUUUAUCAAUCUGGAAAUGGAUAAUUACUGUGUUUGUAUAAGCAUUCUUAUGGCCGAUGGGUCACACCUAGCAUUGUUUUUCUACCCAGAAAUCUCAAAUACAGUUGUAGUGGUUUAUCGUGACAACAACGUUCAAUGGAAAAACGUUGGAUUAUCUACAGGGCAAUGGAUUCAGCGAGUGUUCGAUGUAACAAAAUGUCGAUCUCUGAGAAGUGUGACACUCGAUGGGACACCAAACUGCGAUGUGUUAUCUUUUCUUAAUGCAGUCUCUUACCUUCAAAUCACCAACAACUGUACACAAACUUCUGCUAUAAAAGCACUGCAAGUUCUCUCGCCAGUCACUUCAUGGAUUACUUUGUUUAAACUUCCCUUUUCCAAUCGAGAGGAAUUCCAGAGAUUUUGGUUGGGAGAUGUGAAAUGUUUGAGAAUCCACGACAACGAUUUAUCAAGUUUUCAAUUUAAAAUUGAUGAUCUUCUAGAAUCGAACGCAGUCAAACUGCAAUUGCUCGGAGUCAAAAUGAGUCUGAGAGACCUUAACAGAUUCUUCUCAUGCUGGUUGGACAAUACAUCAAAUCAUCGGUUGAAGCAUCUAUCAGUGAAAUCACUUGGGCAUUUCGAUGAAGACGUUCUUCUGGAUGGACUAGGUGCUACUCGUUUCACAGAAAACCGGACUAGAGAAUUUCGAUCAACGAACUUGUUCCCUGAAUUCAGAGAAUUCACUGGAGGUUUUGAUGUGAGGAGAAUAGAUGGAAAAUUGGCAGCUAUUACAUUUGGAAAUGUUUUUGAGGAAAUAUUCAUAAAUUUCGAUGUUUGGCCAUGA